AGUGAAGUGCAGACACAUGAUAGUUUAGCCAUUCCCGUACGAUGGCUUAAGCUAAUGGCUGCCCCGGCCGGGUAGUGGUUUCCAGGCGAGCCACUCGCGCCGCGGCUUGCUUUCCACGGACACCAUCAUUCGGCUGCCUCUGAUGUCCGCCACUCCGGCCGCCGGCUUUUCUCUCCAAAUCGCCGCCCCUUUCCGCGUUAUAUAUCUUGCCAUCGAUCGCAUCCUUCGAGCAGGGAGGAAGGAGAAGGGAAGGGAAGGGGGGUCGACAUGGCCGGGCUGCACCUGCAGAGGUCGGCGCAGACCUUCCGGCGGUCGGGCUCGUCGGGGCUGGUCUGGGACGAGCGCUUCCUCACCGAGGGCGCCGAGGACGGCGGCGGCGCGCGGGCGACGGGACGCCGGCAGCCGGAGCUCCGGCACUCGCGGAGCGUCGGCAGCGUGCUGCGGCGCGGCGCGGCGGAGCACGCGGACACGAAGCGGUCGAAGCUGGUGCUGCUCGCUGCCAAGCCGAAGCAAAAGGACGAGAAGAAUCAGCAGCACCGGCAGGAGGAGGAGGAGGUGCCCGCUGGCAGGACGGCGUUCCGGACGAGGGACGUGAUCCCGGCCGCCGAGCCGCCGUCGCCGAGGGUGCCCGCGGGCUGCUGCGCGCCCUGCGCCAUCUUCCGGGGCUCCGCCGGCGCCGCCUCGUCGCUGGCGCGGCGAUCCAGGCCCCGGAAGCGGUAGGGGUGCCGACGAUUCACCGCGCAUCCACCGAUUGCGCGCACGCUUUGAGGCCCCGCCGCGCGUCCGGAACUCUUGGGUUUUCUGAAUAAGUUUUUUUUUAAAGAAAUUUUCUGAAUAAGUUUCAAAGGAAACAUUUCGAUGUCUCCGCGAAUUUCUGCAG
This is a messenger RNA of Panicum virgatum (switchgrass), 880 nucleotides long. Its product is annotated as MAPK kinase substrate protein At1g80180-like. NCBI's taxonomy places the organism in Eukaryota, Viridiplantae, Streptophyta, Magnoliopsida, Poales, Poaceae. Bases 268 to 720 code for a protein of 150 amino acids. The record is from RefSeq and is a predicted model, not a curated record. The transcript has a single exon.